Molecule: messenger RNA, 1056 nt
Organism: Orycteropus afer afer
Lineage: Eukaryota; Metazoa; Chordata; Mammalia; Tubulidentata; Orycteropodidae
Gene: PTGR2
Product: prostaglandin reductase 2
Exons: 9
Coding region: 1-1056 (351 amino acids)
Biological process (GO): prostaglandin metabolic process
Molecular function (GO): 15-oxoprostaglandin 13-reductase [NAD(P)+] activity
Source: RefSeq, a predicted model, not a curated record
AUGAUUGUACAAAGAGUGGUCCUGAAUUCCCGGCCUGGAAAAAAUGGUAAUCCAGUGGCAGAGAAUUUCCUCAUGGAAGAGGUCAAUUUACCAGAUAAUAUCACUGAAGGACAAGUACGAGUUAGAACUCUUUAUCUUUCUGUGGAUCCUUACAUGCGUUGUAGAAUGAAUGAAGACACUGGCAGUAGUUACUUAACACCUUGGCAGCUGUGUCAAGUAGUUGAUGGUGGGGGUGUUGGAAUUAUAGAAGAAAGCAAGUACAUCUAUUUGACUAAAGGUGAUUUUGUGACUUCCUUCUAUUGGCCCUGGCAAACCAAGGUUAUUCUGGAUGGAAAUAUCCUUGAAAAGGUAGACCCACAGCUUGUGGAUGGACACCUUUCAUACUUUCUUGGAGCUAUAGGUAUGCCUGGUUUGACUUCCUUGAUUGGAAUUCAAGAAAAAGGCCAUAUAACUGCUGGAUCCAAUCAAACAAUGAUUGUCAGUGGGGCUGCUGGUGCUUGUGGAUCUUUGGCUGGGCAGAUUGGCCAUUUGCUGGGCUGUUCCAGAGUGGUGGGAAUUUGUGGGACACAUGAGAAGUGCCUCUUUUUGACCUCAGAACUGGGCUUUGAUGCUGCAAUUAAUUAUAAAGAAGAAAAUGUGGCAGAACGAGUACGAGAGUUGUGUCCAACUGGAGUGGAUGUUUACUUUGACAAUGUUGGUGGUGACAUCACUGAUGCAGUGAUAAGUCAGAUGAAUCAGAACAGCCACAUCGUCCUGUGUGGUCAGAUUUCUCAGUACAACAAGGAUGUGCCUUAUCCUCCCCCACUGCCUCCUGCUAUAGAAGCAAUCCGGAAAGAAAACAACAUCACAAGAGAAAGAUUUUUGGUGUUAAAUUAUAAGGACAGAUUUGAGCCUGGCAUUCGACAGUUAAGCCAGUGGUUUAAAGAAGGAAAACUAAAGAUCAAAGAGACUAUGAUAUAUGGAUUGGAAAACAUGGGAGCUGCAUUCCAAUCCUUGAUGACAGGAGGUAACAUCGGAAAGCAGAUAGUUUGCAUUUCAGAAAAAUUCACUUUGUAA